This is a messenger RNA of Alternaria postmessia, 960 nucleotides long. RefSeq lists its product as uncharacterized. The record is from RefSeq and is a predicted model, not a curated record. The transcript has a single exon. Lineage: Eukaryota; Fungi; Ascomycota; Dothideomycetes; Pleosporales; Pleosporaceae. Bases 1 to 960 code for a protein of 319 amino acids.
AUGAAGUAUCUUUCCACUCUCUCCACCCUCACGGCUUCGGCGCUUGCGGCGAAUGUGUCGACAGUACACCAGUUCUCUAAUGGAACGUGGCUCGAAAAUAUCGCUGCCAUGCAAAAUGGCUCUCUCCUCGUGUCAACCAUCGGCGUUGCUCAGGUCCACAUUGUUCACCCACAAACCUCACCAGCGACAUUCUCCACCAUCGCCACCUUUCCAAACGCGACUGGUGCUUUCGGCAUCACCGAAUUCAAGAAGAAUGUAUUUGCUGUGAUAGUUUCGAGGUCUGCACCCGAAUACCGGCCAACCUUACAGAAAUACUCGCUAUGGAAGCUUGAUCUGAGCCAAAAGGAGAAGACAACGAAGGUCAGCAUGAUGGCAGAACUACCUGAUAUGGCUAUGCCCAAUGGUAUGGCCACUUUGAACCAGGAAACACUGCUUUUGGCAGACUCGUGGUAUGGAAACAUCGCUGCAUUCAACAUCAAAACUGGAAAGACGGGAGUCGUUCUGGAGGACCCUAGCUUAGCGGCCAACUUCUCCGCACCCGGGCUGCAGCUCGGUGCCAACGGAAUCAAGGUUCAUGACGACUACGUAUACUACACCAACACUGCCCAGGCUAUCGCCGGCCGCGUUCGUGUCCACCCGUCGACCGGCAAACCCUUCGGCUUUUUCGAGACCGUGCGCGACUCUACUCUCACCGGUCCGGAUGAUAUCUCAAUCGCAAAGGAUGACAGUAUUUACGUCUCUGAACCACUGGCGGCGCCACAAGGUGACAAACUUCAGCACAUUACGCUUGAUGGCAACGUUACGACUAUUGCUGAAGGUGACUCUGUGGCAGGCACCACAGCGUCGGCAUUUGGAAGAACAAAGAAGGACAGCAAUACUCUUUACUUGACGACAAUGGGUGGCUUUGGAGCGGAUGGCCAGGCGAAGGCAGGUGGGAAGAUCGUUGCGGUGCAGCUAUGA